GAUCUCGGAAGAAUGUCGUAAUUGUUUUCCAUGUAAGGGAAAGAGGAAGUUUAAUUCUUGCCAAAACAUUUGAGAUGGAUUAGUGUAAUGUGGCUGUGGUUUUAAUCCCCGCAGCUGUUAUGUCUCCCGUACCGGCACCCAACCGUGAACUUGAACCCCCAUUCAGUAAAUUCAGGAAGCUGCAUACUGUAUAAAUACAGCGUCAGCUAGACUGCCGAACCACAGAAGGCAUUCGCCAGCGUUCCGAGUCGCCACACUGCUACAGUUACACGUCCUUUUCCAUCGUCCCACGCCGUUUCACAGUCACUGAAGAGCCACGAUGGACGUACAAGCUACCGCUCUAGCUUUCUUGCUGGUGCUCGCCGGGGUGCUGGACCCUGCUCGCUGUAUGUUUAUCCCCAGAGCGCGGGGAAAGACCGAGACACAGCCGCCCAUGUCCUAUACUGUUGACGGCGAGAGAGGCGUGGCGUUCGGGAAUGACAUGUUGCGACCAGACGUAGAGGUUGAGGACGAGUUUGGCCGUCCCUGCCCCUCCUGUCCUUCGGCAGUAGACGUCGAGGCCCUCGCCAAGUUCAAGAACGUGGUCGCCUCGCAGCUGUCUGACAUAUCCGUCCGCAUGUACGACUUGAUGGCAAAGGUUGACAAUUUUGAGAUGGCCAUGGAGGCACGUCAGCUGGAGAUGGAAGCGAGGUUGGCCGUUCAGCAGCGCCAGCUAGAGGAACUACAGCGAACUGCAAGCAUCGACGACCAGUUGAACAGAACAGAGAAGAAACAUCACAAGCACAGAAAGGGACCGAGAAUAAUUUUCCCUCGCACACCUUAAGGAGCCAAUACCUGUUUUGAUAAAUCUUAACUCAAGGAUUUUUGUGGGUAGAUUCUUUAUUGCCUUAUAGUGUGAUGUGCAGGGACUACAUUGUGUGUUGUCCUUGCAAUUGCUUGUCGAUGCAUAUACAUUGUAAGUUAUAAGAGAAUUACGAUUAAGUUAUCUGCGAUUUUAAAGAAAUUUAUUUAUUUGUACGUUGUUGAUUAGUAGUCGAUGGAAUUAUGUAAUUAAAUCUGAUUUCUUCAUUGACAAAUUAUGCUUACUUGAAGUCAAUUUCAUUUUGUAACAUACAAUUCAAACUUGUGGAAUAUAGAAAGCCAGGUGUUAGCCAGUUAAACAAUUUUGUUUGUCAAAAAAAAAAAAACUUUGUAAAUGCCCAUAACAAGCUGCUUAUUCUAUGGAAGUACGGAGAGUUAGAAUUUUGGUUUGUAAAUAAAUGAACAUAAAG
This is a messenger RNA of Branchiostoma belcheri (Belcher's lancelet), 1271 nucleotides long. RefSeq lists its product as uncharacterized. The coding region runs from base 320 to 823 and encodes 167 amino acids. The record is from RefSeq and is a predicted model, not a curated record. The transcript is spliced from 3 exons. Lineage: Eukaryota; Metazoa; Chordata; Leptocardii; Amphioxiformes; Branchiostomatidae.